Molecule: messenger RNA, 692 nt
Organism: Electrophorus electricus (electric eel)
Lineage: Eukaryota; Metazoa; Chordata; Actinopteri; Gymnotiformes; Gymnotidae
Gene: ubl5
Product: ubiquitin like protein 5
Biological process (GO): protein modification process
Molecular function (GO): protein binding
Source: RefSeq, a predicted model, not a curated record
UGUUCCACGUGAGUUUAGACGUUACUCGUUUACGUCAAACGCUUGGAACGUGGAGAGUAGUUUUAUUUUCCUGGGAGCAGACAUCUACUUUGAGUUGUUUCCUGUGUCACUCGGAACUGCAGAGAUGAUUGAAGUGGUGUGCAAUGACCGAUUGGGAAAGAAGGUCCGCGUGAAGUGCAAUUCUGAAGACACUAUUGGAGAUCUCAAAAAGCUGAUCGCAGCUCAGACUGGCACUAGGUGGGACAAAAUCGUCCUCAAGAAAUGGUACACCAUAUUCAAGGACCACGUGUCACUGGGAGACUAUGAGAUCCAUGAUGGCAUGAACCUGGAGCUAUAUUACCAGUAGGGGGCAGAGCUGAGGCAGAUCUCUCUCUCUCUCUCUCGCGCGCACACACAGUGCAGACUGUACAUCCUAGAUGCACAUUGUAGUACACAUACUACCACUUAAGUCUCUCUGACUUCUCAUGCCAUAUCUAUUGUGUAUGCAUGAGCAUACACCCACAUUUACCCAUAUACACAUUAGGAAGAACAUUUUAGUAUUGUUUGUUAGAUCAUGCUUCUAGGCAAGUGAUAUUUGUUCAUUUGAAUUGUUUUGAUAUUUGGAAAUAAAAAUAUUUAUGUAAAUUAAGUCCUUGGAUUUGGUAAAGUAGUUCCUUAAAGUAAAACAUUAAAAGAGCUAAAAACAAUGUCAA